Molecule: messenger RNA, 2630 nt
Organism: Syngnathus typhle (broad-nosed pipefish)
Lineage: Eukaryota; Metazoa; Chordata; Actinopteri; Syngnathiformes; Syngnathidae
Product: trafficking protein particle complex subunit 8-like
Exons: 14
Coding region: 1-2157 (718 amino acids)
Biological process (GO): protein localization to phagophore assembly site; endoplasmic reticulum to Golgi vesicle-mediated transport
Cellular component (GO): phagophore assembly site; cytoplasmic vesicle; TRAPPIII protein complex
Source: RefSeq, a predicted model, not a curated record
AUGCGGCCACCCGACAAAUACUUGCCGCUUGUUGACCCGCUUCCGGCGUGGUGCUUUGCAGAGCCGGUGGUGGUGGAGGUGGUGUUCAGAAACCCUCUGAAAGUUCCGCUGGCGCUAUCUCGCCUCUCGCUGGUCUGGAAGUUUACGCGCGACACCCACGCUGCUGCCGCCGCGGAGGACGCCGGAGAAGAACUCGUCAGCAACCAGGACACGUUGGAGCAAGAGUCAAGGCAGACAGAUGAUGUGGUCACUACCGAGACCAUCCUGGACUUCCACUUGGCCCCCGAGGAAACCAAAAUGGCUCGACUCAGGGUGCUGCCGCACCGGACGGGCUGCCUGAGUAUCACGGGCGUGGUCUAUGACCUGGCUGCUGCAUCCCCGGCGGAGACGCCGGACGACGAUGACGGGCUGCAGAAGGCAGAGACAAUAAUCGUCAGCGGCAAGCAGGACCUGAAGAUCAGAGGCCCGCGACUCAAUCACACCAAAGAGGACAAAAUGUUUGUGCGCUACGGACCCGACCGGCGCUUGGAGCCCAUCGUUACGCCACCGAUGCCCCUCAUGGAGGUGUUCUUCCUGCAGUUCCCGACAGCGCUGCUGUGCGGCGAGAUCCGCAAGGCGUACGUGGAGUUCUGCAACGUGAGCGGCGUGUCCCUAUGCGGCCUACGCGUGGCGUCCACUCACCCCGAAUUCUUCACAUUCGGGAAUCCGUCGGCCGGCACGCCGCUGACGCCGCUUAGCCCCGCCUCUGCCGAGAACUUCUCGGCCUACAAAACCCUGGCGGCGGCACCCGGGUCCGGCGCGGCCUGUGAGACGCUGGUGUCUGCCGACGACUUUGGGCCCACGUCUGACGUGGUGGACGUCCCUGUCGGCGGCACGCUGGAGCCAGGACAUUCCGUGCAGCUCCCGCUCUGGCUGCGAGGACCUGACCAGGAAGGAGUCCAUGAGAUCAACUUCCUCUUUUACUAUGAAAGCCCAGACAAACGAAGCAAGAUCAGCCACCGGGUGGUUCGUCACUCGGUGUUUAUUUGCGCCAGUCGCUCUCUCAGCGUUCAAGCGUCGGCCCACGCCAGCGCCAUACCUCCUCAGCAAGGACAGGACCAGGAUGGCGGCAGCACGCUGGUCUUCAUCGAUGUUGAAAACAUCAACACGAGCGACGCUGGCGUGCGCGAGUUCCACAUCGUCCAAGUUUCCAGUGGCAGUCAACACUGGAGCCUCAGCAAGUGCAUCAACCCGGCCAAGGAUAAAGACUGCAAAGUAAGCAGCAAAGAGCGAGCCAAGCUUUGUUUCAGAGCGGCACCGUGCAAAGCUCGCCGAGCUUCCUUGGACCGCGCCGAGAUGUUCACCUUUGCCGAUGUCAAUCUGAGUGACGAGCGGAUCGUAAGUUCGGCCACGCCCUGCGGCGACUUCUUCUUCCGCUGCCGCCGGACGUCCAAGGCUUGCCGUGCCGACACCUGCUCCUCGGGGUCAAGGACGCCCUCCGGCGGCAGAAGCCUGGGCGAGGACUUGGUCCGCGUGGUCAACGAGUGCGACCGGCUGGACCUCAACAUUAUUGUCAUCUGGAAGGCUUACGUGGUGGAGGACAGCAAGCAGCUGAUCCUGGAAGGUCAACUCCACGUGGCGCUGCAGGCGGUGGGCGAAGAGGCCACUUCCCUCGCUCCCAAGCAGGACACUCAGGAGAUGGUUCUGCUCAAGUUCAAGUCGGAUCCGCCACCUCCCACCGUGCCGCCAUCCACGCAACUCUCACGACUCAUCAAGAGCAACCUGCGCUACUCGGAGACAUACACGCAUGACUUUGCACACGACAGUGUUUGUGUGGUUCCCGUUUGUUUGGUUUUGUCCAACUGCUGCCGGACUGAUGUGGAUAUCACAGUAGACCUCAGGCACAAAACCACCAGUUCUGAGUGGAGCGAGUGCGCGUGUAGCUUCACCUGGGUUGGCCAGACCCGCUACCGGCUGGCGCUUUGUCCCCGGCAGACGCGUCACCUGGAGUUGCAAGCCUGCUUCCUCAUGCCCGGCGUCUACAACAUCAACACGCACGCAGUCUGCGCCGCGCCGUGCCUCGAUGGCCAUCACCGUGACGACGCCAACGCCCAAACGGAGGUUGCGCAGCACGGCGCCGGACCAGCGCUUAUUGUCAUCACCGACAGCAGCCAAUGACAUUGCCGCAACACGCACCGCAAGGGCCAACGUGAAGAAGAACCCAAAAGGGAGGCUAGUGUCCUGGAUUUUCAUCAGGAGCUUUCAUGCGACCACUAACUGCAGUGUGCGUGCGUGCCACCAGAUGACAGCAUUAGUUGUUCCUUUGGGUCUCAUCAAGGUCAGCUUCAAUUGACAUUUGGGAAGUUGCAAGGUAAAAGAAAAAAAAAAAAAGCAAUGUGGUUCACUUUUGACCAAGAAACUGAAAAAGUGCAGCAUGUCUUAAAUGUUUGACGAGCCCUCCCCAUGAAUGCUGCGGGAUGCCGCGAUCAUGUAAUCGGUGCCGGUGUCCGAGCGCGGCAAACUCAGAUUAGAAAGCGAACAAUCUUGAGUUUUGUUUUUAAAUCUGACAAUGGCGCCACCUUUUGUGUUUAUGGUGUAUUAUAUUUAUAACACUUAUCAUGUACAUAGAAAAUAAACCAACUAAUUCUCCA